Molecule: messenger RNA, 1840 nt
Organism: Eremomyces bilateralis CBS 781.70
Lineage: Eukaryota; Fungi; Ascomycota; Dothideomycetes; Eremomycetales; Eremomycetaceae
Product: ubiquinone biosynthesis hydrox
Exons: 3
Coding region: 255-1574 (439 amino acids)
Biological process (GO): ubiquinone biosynthetic process
Cellular component (GO): mitochondrion
Molecular function (GO): FAD binding; 2-octaprenyl-6-methoxyphenol hydroxylase activity; oxidoreductase activity, acting on paired donors, with incorporation or reduction of molecular oxygen, NAD(P)H as one donor, and incorporation of one atom of oxygen
Source: RefSeq, a predicted model, not a curated record
AAUCAUAUAUUACAUCUAUUUCGCAACACCAGAGUGGAAGCUCCUGUUGAUCUUGAUAUGACUUUGCUUCCAUCGCCAGCAGCUUCCGAUCAGUUGAUCGUAGAAUCCGUGCAGGGAUCCGCCUCAGGGUCCACAGCCUCCAACUUUCGAACAUCACCACUUCACACCGGCAACAUCAACCGCCCAGCUUUGUCCAAUUUGACAAGAUCCGACGUUCACACCUCUAUUACGCAUCUCCGCGUCCUCCAUCUCCAAUGUCUCUCCUCCGCCCCACCACCUGCCUCCGCUGCGAUCUCCGCCUCCUGUCCCUCCCAUCCAUCUCCAGCCGCCGAUCUCCCCAGCGAACACCCCGUCGUCGCACCUAUGCAACGCUUCAUAACACCUCUCCAGAGAUCUUUGACGUCGUCUGCGUCGGCGGCGGCCCCGCAGGAUUGAGCCUGGUCACCGCACUGAAAGCGUCGCCCGCUACCGCACGCUUGAAAAUCGCCCUGGUGGAAGGACAACCGGCGCAGGAAUGGACGCCGGAGCCGAGUAGAUAUGAGAACCGCUGCGUGUCGUUGACGCCGCGGAGCGUGGGAUUUCUGGGUGAUAUUGGCGCGUGGGAGCAUGUCGACAAGUCACGCAUCCAACCCUAUACCCGCAUGGAUGUCUGGGACGGCGUCUCCGACGCCCACAUCUCCUUCUCCGAUCCCCCACCCACCUCCCCCUCCACCAUCGCCACAAUGCUCGAAAACGCAAACAUCACCACCGCUCUCCACCGCCGCCUCUCCACCCUCUCCCCCCCCACCCUCUUUCAACCCGCCAAAGUCGCCUCCAUCUCCCUCGGGCCCCCGCCCUCCCCCGACCCCACCUCCCUUGACCUCUCCUCCUGGCCCCACCUCACCCUCAACACUGGCCCCACCCUCGCCGCCCGCCUCCUUGUCGGUGCUGACGGCGCCAACAGCCCCGUCCGCACGUUCGCUGGCAUCGAGUCCCGCGGCUGGGACUACGGCGCGCAUGGGGUGGUGGCGACGCUGCAGCUCGCGGACACCCCAGAUCCGCCAGAGACGCGGACCGCAUAUCAGCGGUUCCUACCGACCGGGCCGAUUGCGCUGCUGCCGCUGCCGGGGAACAGGGCGACGCUGGUGUGGUCGACGAAACCGGAGUUAGCCAAACGGUUGAAGCGGAUGAGCGGCGAGGAUUUGGUGGCGGCGGUGAACGCGGCAUUUCGGUUGUCAGUGGCGGAUUCGUAUGUGGGGGAGAGGAUUGCGUUGAUGGGCGAUGCUGCCCACGUCACCCAUCCCCUCGCAGGUCAAGGCCUCAACCAAGGCCAGAUUGAUGCGCAAGCUCUCGCGAAGAUCAUCGAGGAUGCGGUGCUCCAUGGCGAGGAUAUCGGCGCGCUCAUGACCCUCGAGCGGUACAAUGCUGAAAGGUAUGCGGCGAACAACGCCAUGUUAGGCGUCGUGGAUAAGCUGCAUAAGCUAUACAAUGUUGGAUCGGGGCCGAUUGUUGGCUUGAGGUCACUAGGAUUGAGCGUCGUCGAUAAGGUUGGGCCGUUGAAGCGGUUCCUCAUGAAGCAGGCGGCUGGGGUUUGAGGUUGUUUUCGCUAUCUUUGGGAAUAGAAAGUUGCCCAGAUGGUGCCAUUACUUCCAAAGAGUAUGAAGCCCUGUUUUUUAGCAUUCUGUGUAUAUAUAUUUUACAUUUAUCGCGGUCGGAGCUACAGUAGAUCCCGAUAUAUCUCCCCUGACUCAAUGUAAUACCACCCUAUGUAUGACAUGGCAUUUCCAUAUGACACUGUGGGCAUUAUCUCGCGUUAGCUAGGUGCUUAUAUCGAGCACUUGAAUAUUACCCUCUAGAGCCA